AGAAAAAAGAGAAAAAACAUGGGAUGAACAGUUGCAAAAUGACAGCUUUCAUUUAUAAAAAGAAAAUUGUGAAGUUCGUAAAAAAACAAGAUUUCCCAAUAAACUUUUAAUUGAUAGUGAUUUGAUUUAUCGGAUCGUAGAAACAGAUUUUUAAACUAAUGAUAAGCAUGGGGACAUUUUUGUAGAAGUGAAAUUUGUGUUGUGUGUUGUCAAAAAUGGCUCAUUAUUCUCAUCAAUGAAUGGAGGAUAAUAUGAUAACAAAUGAACGAAUUAAUUUAAUAACGGAAGAAGACGGUGACAAGGUUCAAAAGCCCAUGGAGGAGCCGCCUGAGGAGUGGGCGCCGUGGAGCCUGGUGGUGGCCACCAAGAAUCCGAACGCCCCGCCGCCUGUCGCCGUCAAAACCGCUCCGGGGCCUGCCUGGGACAUAGGACAGGUCUUAAAAGCAGCUCGACUUCUGUGCAAGCCACCGCUUGCCGUCGAGUUUGAACAUGAGCAAGAGAUGCGAUGUGUCUACUCGCUCAUCUAUGAUGUCUUUCGAUAUAAGUCUAUUUUGGACCAAGCAAUCGAAGACAUAGAGUUCUUUGAGGACUAUCCAGAGAUAGCAAAACAUCGUCACGCAGUAUGGUUAUUCUUGAUGGAGUUGGCCAGACGCCGUUGGGGAGCAAGACCUCGAAGCGAGAUCGAAAGGGCCACUCGUCUGCUGAACGAAGCUGGAUCACCCUUCAAGGACAUCGAGAAUACUAUCUGGAAUCAGAGGGUGCACUUCGCUGCUGCCAUCGCCAGGAUACGCAUCAAGAAUAAGGCUUUCUCGUUAUCAGACCUGCUGCCAGCCCAUUUGCGUGAUGAGCGUAUAUCGGCGUGUGUACACAAAGAGAGUGUCACGGGAUGGGUCAACACCUUCAAGGCAAAGAAAGUAGCACAAUUAGUCAAAAGGUUACACGAGCUAGGAUAUUCGUACAGCAACUCUCGUCAACUUUGCGCCGGGGAGUACAGAUUCGAUCGCGUGUGUCCAAGGUUUAUUACGCUUCGUCCACCUGAAAGUGUCAACGUAGGGCAACUGGAUUUGGUAAAAAAUGGUGUCAUAGUUCUUCAGGAGCGUGAGUUCUGCGAAGGAGCAUCAACCUUAUGCAGAGCUUUGCGAGCUAAUUCCCUACGAGGUGUGGUGGCUCAGACCCAUGCAUCUUCACCCCGAUGCUCAGCAUACCUGGCCGCUCAACUACGCGAGCUGGCAGCUGUAUUGAAAGCCAAGGCACCGGCCGCGCCAGCCACGCCCGAACUUGGAAAGCUGGUGGUCUUCGGUGCUGGGGAUAAAGUGGAGAGUUACGUGUGUGCUCUCCGUGACCUCGGCAUCGAGGCUUCAGAGCUGCCCCACUCGGGUGCUCCCGUAUGCGUCCUCAGCGACCCAGUGCACUGCGACACUCCAGUGGUAACCAACGCACUGGAUGGAGUGGUGGCAGUCCUGGCCACACCUCCCAACUCGUAUUCGGCAGUCACAGACCCUAUUGACCUUGUCUGCGGCAGAGGAGGUGACUUGGCCAUGCUAGAGAUCCUCACGGAAUCUGAGAUUGAUACACAUGGAAAAGCUCGAGUUCAGUCGAUACUUGAGGAACAGAAAAAAACUUUGAAAACUCUUCUGUCUAAGCCUCAGAUUCAGCUAAUCCUGUAUGAAACUCAUUCAGCCCUGGAAGCAGAAAACCAGGCCCAAGUGACAAGGGCAGUCGCAGAAGCCAACCGAUUGGCGAGGGAGCGUCAUGCCUUACUCAAGAAAAAACAUAGAGACCAUCACCAUAGUCCCAAAAAGGAAGUUGCAGAAACAAUCGGCACUGACUCGUCGACGUCCUUGGACAACACUGGCACAAGAUCUGACGUGGAAAAAGACGACGACGAAUUCUCAGUCAGUGACGCGUCACCAAAAGCGAAUUCGCCGCCAGCUUCCAGGGGCAGGCCGCCCAGUGGGGAGACGGCGCUGAAGAAACACCCGGAGAGCGCGGACGUCGGCUCCAGGCCGGGGACUACGAAAGCCAGGCCGAUACCGGAGAUGCCUGGCGCCGAAGAAUCUUAUCCACGCGAUCCGGAUAAAGAUAACCCAGACGUUUUUGUGCCAGAUAGUGACUUAUUUGAAAUAUCAACGCUGCCAAAUCUAGGAAAUGGAUUAGAUAUUAACUAUAUUUUAGAUAGAGACGGUUGCUACCUCGGACUCAUUCAGAGGAAGGAGAUCACCCGGCUAGACGCGAAGUACAUGAUCCGAGUGGCGGAGGAGCGCGGGCUGUUUGGACACAACGCGCCACCGCCGCCCGCCGCGCGACGCAAGCGGCCCGAUGCCUCCGCUACGCCGCGGCGACGGAAAGGGGGCAAGAAGCAGACCUUUGAGGCGAGUCUUGUAGUUUGGUAG
This is a messenger RNA of Ostrinia nubilalis (European corn borer), 2393 nucleotides long. RefSeq lists its product as uncharacterized. The record is from RefSeq and is a predicted model, not a curated record. The coding region runs from base 240 to 2393 and encodes 717 amino acids. The transcript is spliced from 15 exons. NCBI's taxonomy places the organism in Eukaryota, Metazoa, Arthropoda, Insecta, Lepidoptera, Crambidae.